GGCGACUCUUACUCGCGAACGGGCUUCGAUCCCAGUGGCACUCAACCCUCCAGCUCCAAUCCGCUGGGAAAUCCCACGUAUCCCGGCCGCACGAGCGCCAACGGCCCCAACUGGGUGGAUCUUCUCACGGUGAAAUACAACGCCUCGUCGUUGCUCACCUACAACUUCGGAGCCAGCGGCGCCACCCUGGACACCUCGAUCGUCGAGUCCGGACUGGACGUCGCCCGGGAGAUUUCCGAGUACUUCGUUCCGUACUAUGCCGACUCCAGCUCGGGGUCGGAUCCGGUCUGGGAGACUGACUCGACCCUCUUUGCGAUCUGGGUGGGAAUUAACGACAUCAACAAAUCGUAUCUAGCGCAGAAUGAGUCCAUCCAUCCGCUGAUCUCCGAGCGGUAUCGCGAACUGGUCGACGAUCUGUACGACCUUGGCGCAAGGUCAUUCCUGCUCCUCAAUGUGCCGCCGUUAGAGCGCGCCCCACGUACCACGGGCUCCAGCGCUGCAGAGGAACGUAUUCCGAUCGAGCGGGCGGCCGUCAAGGAUUAUAAUAGCCGUGUAGAAACGCUGCAGAAAGAUCUUCAGGACGGAUAUGACGACAUCACGGUGUUUUUGUACGAUACGUAUUCGCUGUUCGACCAGGUCAUUGACGAUGCAUCGCAGUUCGAGCAGACCAAGGGAUACAAGGAUACAACCUCCUACUGCUCGGCGUAUCAAAAGUGA
Molecule: messenger RNA, 717 nt
Organism: Aspergillus steynii IBT 23096
Lineage: Eukaryota; Fungi; Ascomycota; Eurotiomycetes; Eurotiales; Aspergillaceae
Product: SGNH/GDSL hydrolase family protein
Exons: 1
Molecular function (GO): hydrolase activity, acting on ester bonds
Source: RefSeq, a predicted model, not a curated record